This is a messenger RNA of Ixodes scapularis (black-legged tick), 1368 nucleotides long. RefSeq lists its product as uncharacterized. Bases 1 to 1368 code for a protein of 455 amino acids. NCBI's taxonomy places the organism in Eukaryota, Metazoa, Arthropoda, Arachnida, Ixodida, Ixodidae. The transcript has a single exon. The record is from RefSeq and is a predicted model, not a curated record.
AUGUAUGCCAUCUUGGACGACCAAAGCAAUAGGUCACUGGCAAGGACAGAAUUCUUCAACCUCUUUGAUGUCCAGGGAGAGAGUUCGCCAUAUACCCUCAAGACAUGGGCUGGAACAGCAGAAACCACAGGAAGGAGAGCCUCUGGGUUUCUGGUUGCAAAUAUUGAUGGCAGAGUGAAACUACCUCUCCCAACCCUGACUGAAUGCAAUCAGAUGAUCAACAACAGGAAGGAGAUUCCGACACCAGACGCUACACGUCAUCACCCAGAUCUAAAGGCUAUAGAGAGCCUCAUACCUCCAUUGGAUGCGGAAGCUCAGAUUCUGCUUCUACUGGGAAGAGACAUCCUGAGAGUCCACAAGGUGCGUCAGCAGUGCAAUGGGCCUCCUGAUGCGCCCUUUGGUCAACGACUAGACCUAGGAUGGGUGAUCAUAGGAGACGUCUGCCUAGGUCGCACAUGCAAGCGGGACUGUGUCACCAACUUCAAGACAAACGUGCUCGAAAAUGGACGACCCUCCCUUUUUGAACCAUGCCGUAACCAUUUUCUCGUCAAGGAGAAAUUCACUGGUCCCGUCAAUCCAACCCAGCACGUACCACCUAACCAAGGUGUACCCAUCAAAAGCUACUCUGUCGAAGAAACGACAGACACGUUGUUCCAGACGACGAAGGACGACGACCAACCAGCUCCAUCGGUGGAGGACAGAAAUUUCCUAAACAUUAUGAACAAUGAAGUCUUCAAAGAUGAGUCAUGCAGUUGGGAAGACCCUCUUCUUUUCCGCGUGCCAAGACCUCGGCUUCCUAAUAAUAAGGAGCUUGCACAGUCUCGUCUUGCAUCACUGCGACACACACUGCAGAAGAGACCACAGAUGAAGGAGCAUUUUGCGACAUUCAUGGACAAGAUGUUCAGGAAUGGCCUCGCAGAAGCCCCACCGCUAAGAGAAGAAGAGGAAUGCUGGUAUCUUCCAAUCUUUGGUGUGUAUCACCCACGCAAACCAGACGAAACCAGGGUCUUGUUCGACUCAAGUGCUCAGUUCAAGGGAACUUCUCUGAAGAAUGUUCUUCUCACAGGACCAGACUUGACCAACAGCCUGCUGGGCGUCCUGAUUCGUUUUAGGAAAGACCUCUUCGCUGUCACCGUGGACAUUCAGCAGAUGUUCUACUGCUUCCUGGUACGAGAAGACCACCGAAACUACCUGAGGUUCUUGUGGUUUCGCAACAAUGACAUCCACGACAAAGUGGUGGAAUAUCGGAUGAGAGUGCAUGUCUUUGGUAACAGUCCAUCACCAGCAGUGGCUACAUACGGACUCCGGAAGACAGCACAGGAAGGAGAGGAAGCAUUUGGAAAAGACGUCAGGGAGUUCGUCCGAUAG